Molecule: messenger RNA, 2365 nt
Organism: Centrocercus urophasianus (Greater sage-grouse)
Lineage: Eukaryota; Metazoa; Chordata; Aves; Galliformes; Phasianidae
Gene: U2AF1
Product: U2 small nuclear RNA auxiliary factor 1
Exons: 9
Coding region: 321-815 (164 amino acids)
Biological process (GO): mRNA splicing, via spliceosome
Cellular component (GO): U2AF complex; spliceosomal complex
Molecular function (GO): metal ion binding; pre-mRNA 3'-splice site binding
Source: RefSeq, a predicted model, not a curated record
CUUUGGGUUUUAUACUUGCAGAGUCAACUGUUCGUUUUAUUUCAAAAUCGGAGCUUGCCGUCAUGGAGACAGAUGUUCUCGGUUGCACAACAAACCAACAUUUAGCCAGGAAGCGAUGCUGUUGUAAGCUUGCCUGUAGUAGAGACCAACCAGUGCUAACUUUCAGACCAUCUUGAUUCAAAACAUCUAUCGUAACCCCCAAAACAGUGCACAGACGGCUGACGGCUCACACUACCAUUGCCCUCUUGAACAUUUACCGUAACCCUCAAAACUCUUCCCAGUCUGCUGACGGUUUGCGCUGUGCUGUGAGCGAUGUUGAGAUGCAGGAGCAUUAUGAUGAAUUCUUUGAGGAGGUCUUCACAGAAAUGGAAGAAAAAUACGGUGAAGUUGAGGAGAUGAAUGUUUGUGAUAACCUUGGAGAUCAUCUAGUUGGAAAUGUAUACGUAAAGUUUCGCCGUGAAGAAGAUGCAGAAAAGGCUGUGAUUGACCUGAACAAUCGCUGGUUUAAUGGACAGCCUAUUCAUGCUGAGCUUUCACCUGUGACCGAUUUCAGAGAGGCCUGUUGCCGUCAAUACGAAAUGGGAGAGUGUACACGAGGAGGUUUCUGCAACUUCAUGCAUUUGAAGCCCAUUUCUCGAGAGUUAAGACGUGAGUUGUACGGGCGUCGUCGUAAAAAGCAUAGAUCCAGGUCGAGGUCCCGUGAACGUCGGUCUAGAUCCAGAGAUCGUGGUCGUGGAGGUGGUGGUGGAGGAGGAGGAGGACGUGAACGUGAUAGGAGGCGAUCAAGAGAUCGUGAAAGAUCCGGUCGAUUCUGAGCCAUGCCAUUUUUACUGUAUGUCUGCUAGAAAGUGUUGUAGUUUGACCAAACAAGUUCAUAAUGAGAUUUUUUUUAAAGAUGGGCUUCUGAAUAAAAAUUUGUAGUGAUACAGUAUUCUUUGUGUAACUUGUUUCCUGUCGGGGGGGGGGGGGACUCUUUUUAACUGUCAUUCCUCUAUCUUGACAAAUACCUGGAUUAAUACUAUGCCUGAGGGAAAGGUGGUAAAUGUAUUGGAGGAGGGCCAGUUUGGGGUUUUUUUAUUUUUAUUUUUUAUUUGGACAUGAUUUGAACUGUUGAUGAAAAUGUGUGUGUAUAUAAUAUGAAAUAUUAUAUACAUAGUAAAAAAAUAAUAUACUGCUUAAGAAACAGUUACUCAAAUAAGUUUCCCUUUUCUGCUAUGCUGUCUGCUUAUUUAGGUUAGUUUAGGCACAUUUAAAAGGAAGGCUGUGCGAAGUGCAUUUAUUUACCAAGUAGAAACGCUUAGUUACAAAAUGUAUGUUUGUUUGUUACCAGAAGUCUGUGCUCUGUCUAUCAAUGUGACUGUGGCAUUUACAAUAAAUUCCAGUUUCUUGGUGUAAAAUCUAAAGCCUUUUUUCUAAGCACUCCGGAGUAGUUGUGUUGCUACUCCUGGCAGUGCCAGAGUUCAUAGCUGAGGGGUUUUUUUAUUCUUGACUGAUUUCCUCAUCUUUGCUAGAAAUGAAGUUACCUAUUGCAGUGUGUGGGAGGGGUGGGAAACAGUAUUUUUGUCUCAGUAGCAAUGAGUUUCUUUUUUAAAAACUCAUGCUCCAUACAACAGGAAACACAGGAUCUAUUGACAGAAACUAAAGGUCCUAAAUAGAAGGCCCACAUUUCUUAACAGACUGAAUUUUUUUCACUGUGUUCUCCUAGCUGUUGCUUAAUGAAGGGUGUUUCCCUAGCGUUCGAGAUGACAGAGGACUAAUUGGAUACUGAGGAAAAUAUAUUUUUUUCCAGUUUUACUUACUUUUGGAGAGAUGUAAAGUAUGAUGGAGGCUGACAAACAGAUGGCAGUUUCUUCACAAGACUUUUUCUGUCUUGGCCCAGUUGAAUCGCACAACAGCUAUGUAUCCUAGGUUGUGCAUCCCUUAAGGAGUUUAAUUGAAAUGUUGCUUGAGAGACUGUGCAGUGUACUUGCAAUUUCAAUUUUAUUCAGCUUGUGAGGUAGCAUGAAGUUUUGGUCAGUGGUCAUAUUUAUGUCUGUAAAACUACCUAGUACAAUAAUAAUAGCUUUCUGAUGUGACAGAGCAUUUACCAGCUCUUUAAUUCUUAAGAGUAUGGUAACUUGCUAAGUGAUAGAUCUGCUCCUUAAUCAUUUAAAGUAAAUAAAAGGAUAAUAAAGGAUAUGGAAGUGUUGCAUAGACAGAUUAACAAACCAAAAUACAAAAUCACUUUGCUCGCUGUAACUUGGAGAUGGCGAAGAAAAAUAUAUUAAAAAGUGUGCAUUUCUAAAUGAAUGUUAAGUUGUCUUUUAGAACGACAUUCUUGUACCAACUUAAAUUGAAUUUAUUACAUUUCUUCUGAGUGGUUUGA